Molecule: messenger RNA, 2765 nt
Organism: Klebsormidium nitens
Lineage: Eukaryota; Viridiplantae; Streptophyta; Klebsormidiophyceae; Klebsormidiales; Klebsormidiaceae
Source: the annotation of a GenBank genome assembly
AGACAGUCUGCUGCCACGAUGGCUGGUCUCCAAAUACUAACGGUAUGGCAAUUGAGCAAGUGGAAGGAGGCAUGCUUGGGGCAGAAGGAAGGGUGAGGAAGGGCGACGAAACAGAGAAACAAGUUGUCUGGCACAUUGGAUACUAUCAUAGUAGUUUAUAGCACCACCAUCGGUCAUCUAUUGCAUUGGAGGUGGUGUUCUGCCUCAGGAAAUGGAAGAGCCUGCGCAGGCGGCAGGUGGCAGGAUUGGUGAGGCCGAAGUGACUGAAGUGGUGACGGUUGCGACCACCAGUCAUCAGAGCUUGCUCCCAGAAUCGCUGAUGCAGAAUGUCACUGCAAUCCAGCCGUCUGCGACAGAGGAAGUUGCUGUCAAGGAGCAGAACGGUGGUGUGAAUGGGGUUGGUAUUGAUGGGGUCAAGCCUGUUCGUCCACCCCUCUCCCUUGAAGAAAAGCUGGCUCGUGGCAUUGCCCCUGUAAGAGAGGAGUUUCUGUGGACGCCAGAAGAGAGAGAUGCCUGGAAGAAGGAGAGAGCAGCAAACACCGGGCAGUCAGCUGAAGGAGCCGCGGACGGUGCGAAGGUAUCUGGAUCUAAGCUGAGCAAGCGGGCGAUGAAAAAAGCGAGGGCUGAGGCCAAGAAGACCAACGUGUGCGGAGUGGUCGCUCGAACGGGGAACUCAAACGCCUGCACAUACGGCAGUCAGUGCCGCUUCAGUCAUGACCUUACACUGUUCUUGGAGAAAAAGGCAGCUGAUCUCGAGGGGCCCUGUCCGUUUGCAUCUGAUGAGCCGUGCCCCUUCGGAGUGGCUUGCCGCUAUGCAACAAAGCACAACACAGGGCCUGCAGUGGAGGAUGGGAAGCCUGUGUUCAGGGGGACCGCUAAGAAGGGGCCCGGUGACGGGGUGUUUGUGCCAAGGGACGAGGUGAACAGUUUAGACAAGGAUCUACAGAAGAGGCUGUGGAAGCAGCAGAUUGCAUCCCCGCGCGCUUCAGCUGCCCUCAAGCAGCUGGGGAUCCAGAUCAGCCACCAUGGCAGACAACUAGAGGAGGAAGGCGUUGCAGGUGACAUGGAGCAAGAAGGUCCAUCCGAGCCCGCACACGUCCAGACGAAAGCUGACCACCACAUUCCCUCCGAAGCACUGGCGGCCAGCGUAGCGCAAGAGACAAACGGAGUGGCCGAGCCGAGUAAAGUUGAGCCGAGUAAAGCCGAACCCCAGAUGGACAGUGCGGGCUUGCAAGCAGGAAGUGUGGAUGGAUCAGCGCUCCCGUUAGCAGAGGAGAGCGGCUCUGCUGAUCCGGCAGGCAGAGAAGGAACGGAAGCAGCGGAAGAGGGCAAACGGAAAGUCAACGGAGAAAGUGAACCGACAGCAAAGAGAGCGAAGCUGGUUGAAAAUGGAGCUGGUACGGAGGUGGGCCCGACAAAGUUGUGGGAUGUGAAUGGGGGCGGGGCGGAGGGCCUCGGUGUCGAGAGGCGAGGCAAGCGGACGAUUGACUUCCGGGGGAAGCUGUACCUCGCACCGCUGACCACCGUCGGAAAUCUGCCGUUCCGUCGGGUUUGCCUCGGGCUGGGCGCCGACAUCACGUGCGGGGAGAUGGCGAUGGCGACCAACCUGCUGCAGGGCCAGCAGUCGGAGUGGGCGCUCCUGCGGCGGCACGCGAGCGAGGCGGUGUUCGGCGUGCAGAUCUGCGGGAGCAAGCCGGACCACGUGGCGCGCGCGGCGGAGAUGAUCACGGACUCGUGCUCCGUUGACUUCGUGGACAUCAACAUGGGGUGCCCCAUCGAUCUAGUUGUCAACAAGGGCGCCGGGUCCCACUUGCUGCUGAAGCCGAAGCGCAUCGAGCAGAUUGUCAAGUGCGCGGUCGCCGCGUCGCGGGUGCCGGUGACCAUCAAAGUCCGCACGGGGUUCUUGGACAAGCAAGCCACUUCGCACCUCUUCAUGCCCCAGUUGAGCUCGUGGGGAGCUGCCGCCGUAACGGUCCACGGCCGUUCGAGGCAGCAGCGUUACAGCAAGCAGGCGGACUGGUCGUACAUCGCACGAUGUGCAGAAGCCGCCAAGGGGGUGCAACUGAUCGGCAACGGUGACGUCAUGAGCUUCGAGGACUACAACGCCCACGUGGCCGAGGCCCCCGAGCUUGCCACGUGUAUGAUCGCGAGGGGGGCGCUGGUGAAGCCGUGGCUGUUCACGGAGAUCAAGGAGCAGCGUCACUGGGACAUCAGCGCGAGCGAGCGGCUGGACCUGCUCCGGCAGUACUGCAAGUUCGGCAUCGAGCACUGGGGCUCAGACGACAAAGGUGUCGAGACCACGCGUCGCUUCCUGCUGGAGUGGCUCAGCUACCUGCACCGCUACGUCCCCGCCGGGCUGCUCGAGGUGCUGCCGCAAAAGAUGGCGUGGCGGCCGCCCGCGUAUCGCGGCCGGAGCGACCUGGAAAUCAUGAUGGCCAGCGACAACGCCGCGGACUGGGUGCGCAUCAGCGAGAUGUUGCUGGGGCCGGCACCCGCUGGGUUUAGCUUUACGCCCAAGCAUAAGUCGGGCACAGUAGAGAACGGUUGAGGGUGGCUGAUCCGGCGUGUGUGGCGAGACGUUGGACCUCGAGGAAAAGGAUAGUGAUGGCAGGAUACUGAUGGUGAUUGCGCUGCUUUCUAAGAAGUCGCUCGCGUGCGCGAUGCAUCUGGUCAUAUGGUAGAUGAUUGUUUGGAACUGGCAACAUGCCUUGAGUCACUCCCCUAAUUUCGUACGUUUGUCGUUUCUUUCUUCCCCAACUCAAAAC